ACCUCUCAGAACCAGACAGAACCGCUUCCAGACCGUAAGCCAAUGAGAAGCGCCGAUGCAAGGACGUGUUGUUCAUUCCGACCAAUCACAUGGCGCGUUCUUCUCCAUACGUCAUGCUACGGAAGUGCUGUCUCACGGAAGCAGCGGCGUGUGGGCCCCGGUCAAUUUUUAAGUGACUCCGGCGUUAGGAAACUUCACAAAACAGACACACAAGUGUGUUACAUGUGAAUACGUGACACUUUGACAAGCUGCGGUGUGACAAUGGGAGCAAACAACAGUACCCGCCGCGUGUCAUUUGAGUCAGACGAGAACGAGAAUGUAACGGUGGUGAAGGGCAUACGGCUCUCUGAAAAUGUCAUCAACCGCAUGAGGGAACCUGUCACUCCUCCUAAACGUCAACAAGCUCCCUCUCCACCUCCUUCAAAGGCACCUCCACUUACUCCUCUCCUGCGGCCAGUGCCUCCCCUCCUUGAACCGAUCACCUCCUUACCUCCCCUCUCUCCUCUUGUAGAACUUGCUCCUCCAGCUCCUCCUCCAUCUGCUCCAUUUGUCACAGAGCCAGUGGCUACACCUCCAGCACCUCCCCCUCAACCUCCUCAAGAAAAGGUAGUGGCUCCCACUAUCGAUGACAUGGUGCCCCCAUCCUCAUCUUUGCCUUUGUUGCUCCCUACGCCCCCUGCACCUGCUCCCCACACUGCUUCAGCUACAGUGGAAGAGAUUCCUCCACUUGCACCUGCACCUGCUCCCCAUGCUGAUUCAGCUACAGUGGAUAAGAAACCUCCACUUGCUCCUCCUCCUGUAACAGAAUCUAAUACUCCUUUCCAUGUGAUUGAAUCCAUCGCUCCUCUAUCUGUAUCUGAACCCAUACCAUGUCCUCUCCCUGCCAAGACUGAAGCCGUUGCUUUUCCCCUUCCUCCUCCGCCUCCUCUAAAUUCAGAAACCCUCUCUUCCCCUCCUGUUUUUGAGCCUGCCACUGCCCUGCCAGCACCUCCUCAUCCCCCAGGAGAUGCUUUACCCCUGCAGCCUGCUAAGCCAUUUACUUCACCUUCCCUACAUGAGUUUACCACUUCUUGUGAUCCAGAUGCUCCUCCUCCUCCUCCCCCUUCUCCUCCUCCUCCUCCUCCUCAGGUCCCUGUAGAGCCAGUAUCCCCAGCUCCAGCUCCUGAACCAGUGGUAGUUCCUGAGUCAAGUCCAGCCCCUCCACCUCCACCUCCUCCUCCACCAGUUGUUGACGAAGAGGCCCUGAGGAAGGAGAUCUCUGAUGAACUGCAUAAAAGCUUUGCGCAAGAGAGGGCCAAGGCAGAGCAGGAGCUGCAAGCCUGGUUGGAGAAGGAGAAGGCCCGGGUAGCAAAACAGGCCAGCACUGACGCGCAGUCCCUCGUCCAGAAUGAAGUCUCCAAGAUCCUGUCUGUGGAGCGCGCCUUUGCUCAGGAGAACCUUCAGCAGGCCGUCAUAAGGGAGAGGAUCGCCACUGAGGACGGGAAGCUCCGUGCUCAGCUCUUUGUAAGUCCAUGUAUGACUGCGGCUGUGUCAACCCUUAUUUAUCAUUUGAACAGUUUCCUAUCAUUUUGAUUCAAACACAGUACU
This is a messenger RNA of Solea senegalensis (Senegalese sole), 1587 nucleotides long. Its product is annotated as vegetative cell wall protein gp1-like. Gene Ontology annotation, cellular component: mitochondrion; MICOS complex. NCBI's taxonomy places the organism in Eukaryota, Metazoa, Chordata, Actinopteri, Pleuronectiformes, Soleidae. The transcript has 4 exons. Bases 262 to 1572 code for a protein of 436 amino acids. Gene Ontology annotation, biological process: inner mitochondrial membrane organization. The record is from RefSeq and is a predicted model, not a curated record.